This is a messenger RNA of Gigantopelta aegis, 429 nucleotides long. Its product is annotated as U6 snRNA-associated Sm-like protein LSm5. Gene Ontology annotation, biological process: mRNA splicing, via spliceosome. NCBI's taxonomy places the organism in Eukaryota, Metazoa, Mollusca, Gastropoda, Neomphalida, Peltospiridae. The coding region runs from base 80 to 355 and encodes 91 amino acids. The record is from RefSeq and is a predicted model, not a curated record. Gene Ontology annotation, cellular component: U6 snRNP; U4/U6 x U5 tri-snRNP complex; Lsm1-7-Pat1 complex. The transcript has 5 exons. Gene Ontology annotation, molecular function: RNA binding.
GACCUGACAUGACCUGACACAGGCUCUUGCCGCGGGGCUCUAGAAAUAUAGGAAGAAUUACCACAAAAGAAGAACUGAAAUGGCAGCGCCCUUUACGAAUCCGUCGCAGUUGUUGCCUUUAGAAUUGGUAGACAAAUGUAUAGGAUCUCGGAUACACAUCAUUAUGAAAAAUGACAAGGAAAUUGUUGGAAUUCUGCUUGGUUUUGACGACUAUGUCAAUAUGGUGUUGGAAGAUGUCACGGAAUAUGAAAGCACACCGGAGGGAAGGCGGGUUACCAAACUGGAUAAACUGCUGCUGAAUGGAAACAACAUUACGAUGCUGGUACCUGGUGGGGAAGGGCCCGAGGAUAAAUAACUUUAUCAUCCUUACAUCAUCAUGUUGGCUUUUUUUGUCAUGUUUCAUUUGUAUAAUAAACAUUUGUAAAAGAG